Messenger RNA from Stylophora pistillata, 681 nucleotides. RefSeq lists its product as uncharacterized. NCBI's taxonomy places the organism in Eukaryota, Metazoa, Cnidaria, Anthozoa, Scleractinia, Pocilloporidae. The record is from RefSeq and is a predicted model, not a curated record.
CAACCAGACCAGUGGAGUUACUGCCACGCCAAAUUACCCCAGCAACUACCCGAGCUGUAUGGACUGUCUCUGACGAUACAGCUUCCCCCUGCCAUGCUAAUCCCGCUUGCAUGCGAAAACAUCGCCAUAGAAAAAGAAGAGGGCUGUCCGUAUGAUUACAUGGAGAUACUGGAGGGCGAUGGUCUUAGCUCUACGGUCAUAGAAAGACAUUGUGGAGUUUUAAAUCGAUCUGUGACAGUCGAGCGAAACGGAAGUUUGAGCAUACGGUUCGUGUCCCACAAGGAUAAAGAAAAUAAAGGAUUCCGAUGUUCAUAUAACAUCGUCAGAGGUACCUCUUCGGUAGCAGUAGGAACACAGUUACACAGCUUGGUCCUAAAGACAAGUUCAUUUUCCUUUUCUUUGAAAACUGAUGUGUCUUCUAGUAGUGCCAAAAUAGAUACACUAAGCUUGACUCUGAGUAACAGUGGCUUAAAUACAGUUGCUGUUCAUUCUUCACAGCAGACUAUAUCUAUUACGACUCUUGCUAGUCCUUCUUCUUCCAGGAUAGAUAGCAGAAUCUUUCUGAUAACAGAAAUUGCAGGUUUGGUCACUCCCAUUUCCCAGGAAAUCCAAGCUACCGUGAGUUUAUUACUCCCUUUUCGGAAAGACAGCAAAACGCCUUUGAUAGGAGAGACUUACUGA